Molecule: messenger RNA, 1026 nt
Organism: Babesia microti strain RI
Lineage: Eukaryota; Apicomplexa; Aconoidasida; Piroplasmida; Babesiidae
Product: TAP42-like family
Exons: 8
Coding region: 1-1026 (341 amino acids)
Biological process (GO): regulation of dephosphorylation; regulation of signal transduction
Cellular component (GO): cytosol
Molecular function (GO): protein phosphatase 2A binding
Source: RefSeq, a predicted model, not a curated record
AUGAAGGAGUGCCUACGAUUGUACCACACAUCGUUUACCCAGUAUUGGCGACUUUACUGGCUGAACCAGAAUUUUGAUAUAGAAAUCGAUGCAUUAUUUAGUUCUUACGAAAUAGUUGAUAACAUACCAUUUGUAUCUGUUGCAGACUUGGAAUCCAAGCCUACUAAGUAUCGCAUUUUGUUUACGUUGCUAAAGGCAUUCUUUACACUCGAAAAAUAUGCAGAUAGAUUGAGUAUUAUGCCUAAGAAUGAGGAAUUGGAUGAUGUAAGCACGCUUAGGCUUGCCUUUGUUGCUAUUCCCUACUUUUUGGGUUUCUUGUUACUGGAGCUACCCACUCUAGAUAACAGAUCGGCACUGCUUAGCGAAGCUAAGCUAUACCUCAUGGAAUUUGGUACUAGACUAUCAAACUUAGGCUCUCAAUUCAUGGUUGAGAUCCCUGGAAAUCGUACUGAUAAGGUCGCACUUGCUAGACAAGAUAUGGACACUAGAAAGAAGAUCAACCACCUUCUUUCGCUAAAGCUGAAUAACAAUACAUUUGAUCCUGCCAUAGAUGAUAUUAUAUCACCUCUCUUUCCCAACUACAGAGAUGAAUAUGUAAUUCGUGAGCUAACUAUUUUACUGCUAACAAAGUUUAGGUUAGAGUCCCUAAGCCAUCUACAAUCCAUAGAUAGGGAAUUAAAAAUCCUUGGAAUUAAAUCCAAGCAAUCAACAGAACCCACUUCACCAACAUAUACAAACGCUAUAAUUUCAAAUGCAUCAAAAAUCCCUUGUAUGAGUGAUUUACGAACUAGGCUACAAAGGAAUGUGUUCAUUCCAGGCCAUAACAUGCCAACAAUUACACUGGCUGAAUGCGCAAAAAUUGAAAUGGACAUGGAACUGAAUAUCGGCAAGACCACCAAUGGGGGGCGAUUAGCCAGCAAUUCGUCCGAUGCCAGUAGCAAUGAUACGAAUGAUGCAAGGGAAUGGGAUAACUGGAAGGAUGAUCAUCCCUGGGGUUCUGGUAACAAAAAUCGCAACAUAAGUUGA